This is a messenger RNA of Oncorhynchus tshawytscha (Chinook salmon), 3080 nucleotides long. It is a transcript of the gene cfap210, whose product is annotated as coiled-coil domain containing 173. NCBI's taxonomy places the organism in Eukaryota, Metazoa, Chordata, Actinopteri, Salmoniformes, Salmonidae. The coding region runs from base 1322 to 3013 and encodes 563 amino acids. The record is from RefSeq and is a predicted model, not a curated record. The transcript is spliced from 8 exons.
GGCACCAAUGCAUUAGCAGCUGGGUCUGGUCUACUUAGUUUAUAUGAACCAGAUUUAAACAGCGAGUGAAAUAUCUCGCUUCAUCUUCAGUCUUUGCUUUAACCACAGAAAUGACUUUGAUAUAACUUGUCGGACCAGAAAUACGACCGGCAAUGUUGUACAGUAGUGAUACAAUUCUGCUGACUGAGUUUUAAAUGAAAAUGUUAUUCGAAACUGAAGUACAAUUUAAUUUCUGUGCAUGCCUCCCCUUCCUAAACGUGAUAUAAUCGUAGCUGAUUUCUCAAGAAUAUGAGUUCAAAUUUAGUGAGCCAGCUUUCAAAGUCUGUGCUAGUCUAAUUGGCUUAACACAUUCAAACACCCCAAUCACAUGACAGGCCCUUCUCUGUUCAUUACCUCGAAUAAAGCUCUAGUCUGAAACACCACGCCUACUUUUACCCAGUCUUUCUAUGCACUUAGCCGAAAUGAUUUAUCUAGUGGUCUGUGUAUUGUAUUGAAUACAUAUCUAGCUCUUUGAAUUGUUUAUACAUGUAGGCAAUCAUAUGAAAUACAAUGUAACCAUCAACAGAAAAAAUAGAAAUGACCUCUACAGAAAUGUGUGAAACGUAAAACAAAUGUAAUUAAUCUAGGAAUUCCACAAGUCACAUUUCUCCAUCAAAAAAAAGUGAAGAAAAACAUUUGCCCCAACAGCCACAAGAAAUAAUAAUCAAACGGAAUAACAUUACACCAAAUAACAUCUGAGUAGGCUCCAAUUCUGAAUCCAAAGCCAUUCAUAUUACAUCUGUUUUGCAUCCAGACAAUCUUUGCUUUUUUUCCGCGUAGAAAUGACACCAUCUGGUGGGAGACAAUGGAUUUUUUACUUGACCGUGGUUCUUCUAUCACUCGCAUUCUGAUUGGUCUCUGUGUGUUCCCAGGUCUCCGCUCUACGCAGCUGGUAACGGGCCGCAAAAGCGUUGCUAGGAUACAUUGCAACAAAUGUGUCCAUCGUUACUGGAUACAGUCCUACAGAAAACAUUCCGUCAAAGGCACUUUUUUUUUACACAACGACGUUGUAAAACUGUCUAGUGACAACAAGAAUAGUGCCAUGCAACUUUCUGUAAGCUCUGAAUGCUCUUUUUUAGAUUCAUACGAUUGAAACCAAAAUACAUUCAGAUCAAAUGGAAACUGCGACUGUUGUCCGGUUUGGUCGAAGGAGUGGGUCCAGCAAAACAAGUGUGUUUGACUACUUGCAUAGCCUAUUCGUUUACUUGCGCUCUUGACGCAUGUAUGGGUUUGUAACGUUACUGUAGUGUAGCUAAUAUUGCAUAUUUUGCUCGAUGUAAAAAUGUUUAAGCAAGAUCUAUGCAUAGCCUACCACAGCAUAACAUUGUUAUACCAUAAGCAUUGUUUUUUCUUCUUCCCCAUUUCAUUUCUCCUAUUAUCAGCGCUAGCAGUUGAGGAAAAAAAAGCAAUGCAACCACCAGAUCUUCGACAAGUCACUGUUUUGCCUAAAGCCGAAUGGCUCCGAAUUCAAGGUAGUUUGAAUCAAGGGAAUAAAUACAACGAGAGUCUAAAGGAAGCAACCAAACAACGAGAAGCUAUGCACCUGAGGUCCAAGGAGGUGGUAAAAUUCUGGUCUAACACAAUAGCUGGACAAAGACAAAAGAAACUGGAGGCAAAGAGGAUUCGGGAGGAACUUGAAGAAGAUGAGAAGAAACAGAUGGAUAUUGAGGAGGCUAAAUAUCAGGCGCAAAAGAGGAAAGAAGCUAUUGAAAAGGCCAAAACUCAACAGUACUACGAGACUGAUCGUGUGAAAGGAUUUCAUCGUGCACUCUUGCUGACAGAAGUCCUGAAGGAAAGGGAGGCCCAGAUAGAACUGAAGCAGAGAAAGCAGGAUACCUCCAAAGAUGUGGACAAGGAAAUCAUGGCUAUCAUUAAGUGUAGAGAGGAUGAAGCUUUGCAAAAGGAGCAGCAGAAAGCUUUGCAGAGGAAGCUUGACAUCCAGGCCACAGCAGAAGACUUAAAACAGCAGGCAAAGGAACAUGAGAUGAAUAGAGAACGGGAGAAACUGGAAAACAAGAAAGAGGCUGAGGAACUCCAGCGACUAAAAGAGCUUUUUCUGUGGGAGCAAUGCAUGCAGGAGCAAAAGAAAGAGGAGCAGAAGAGAAAUACCAUGAAAGCUCACAUGGAGCAUCUCUCUAACAGAGAUAUCAUUAGAGCAAUAGAGGCACAAAAGCAAGAGAUGGAAGAGGAGCGCAGGAGGCUUUUUGCAAAUGCAAAACAGAAAAUGGUGAAGUUGAGGAAAGACAAAGAGGAAGAGAUGUUCAGAGAGGUCCAAAUGCACAGGGGGGGGAUCAUGAAUAAACUGGCUGCAAAACAGCAGGAGCAGACGGAAAAUGAGGAACUCAUCGCCAAGGCUAUUGCUCAACGGGAUGCCAGACAGGCACAGCAGCAGAAGGAGAAAGAUGACAAGAGGAUGGCUAUGCUGGACUCAAUUGCCUCACACAGAGAAGCCAUGAAAGAAGAACAGGAGCAGAAGGAAAGAGAACACAACGAGAGAGCUAUUGACAUGCUUUAUGCCAAGAAAGAAGCAGACAGAAUAUUUAUUGAAAAACAACACCUGAAGGCACUGAAAAUGAAAGAGGAUGGAAGAACUUUACAAGACGUCUACAUUCAUCAAAUGGCUGAAAAACAUGCCAAGGAACAGCACAUAAGAAAGCAACAACAGGACUUUGAGACCAAAAAUGCAGAGCUCAUUGCUGUGGAGGAGAAGCAGUUCCAGCAGUAUGCAAACAAUGUGAUCGAUACAGCCACCGAGGCCAAGAGAAAUAUUCACCCACUCCGCAAAGCUGCCAGGGAGGGAAUUGGAGGUGGUCUUGGCCCCAUCUUUGGAGGAGUGAGGCCAAGUUACUUGGUUCAAGAUGACACUGGUGUCCAGAUGCCCAAUUACGUUGGCAGUAGAUCUCAGGACGUCAAAGAGCUGAAUGAGACACGUGAUAUUCAGCAAUCCAAGAAAAGACUUGGAUUCACAUGGUAAACAUCUGUUGAAAAGAGCAACAUGGUCAGGUGAAGCAUGAUUAGAAAAACAAUAAAUCAAUGGAAUU